Molecule: messenger RNA, 2533 nt
Organism: Girardinichthys multiradiatus
Lineage: Eukaryota; Metazoa; Chordata; Actinopteri; Cyprinodontiformes; Goodeidae
Product: calpain-8-like
Exons: 21
Coding region: 167-2329 (720 amino acids)
Biological process (GO): proteolysis
Cellular component (GO): cytoplasm
Molecular function (GO): calcium-dependent cysteine-type endopeptidase activity
Source: RefSeq, a predicted model, not a curated record
GCAGCAGCAGUCUGCUGCAGGUGGCUUCAGACCUGGCCUGGUCAUAGAUCAUUUCUGUAUUUGCUUAAGAAACAAAAGGCCCAAAGUCAGUUGACGAAGCUUUGCUGUUCUCACCUUUCCACUCCUUUUUGAACCAGUAAGGGAUCCGAGCUGAAACUCUGCAGCCAUGCCUCCCCCAGGAGUGUGUCUGAACAUUAUGGAGGCCCGUCAAAAACAGGAAGGUUAUGGGAGCCUCCUAAACCCCAGCUUGCUUUUCAGUCAAGACUACCAGCAGCUGAAGGAGUUCUGUGUCACCCAGAGAGUAAAGUUUAUCGACGACAUGUUCCCACCUGACAGGAAGUCCAUUGGACAGGGAAUACUGAGCCCCGCUGAUCUGGCCCGGGUCGUGUGGCUCAGGCCUGCAAAAAUAAGUCAAAAUCCAUCCUUUGUCCUUCAUGGGUUCUCAAGGUUUGACUUUGGUCAAGGAGCGCUUGGAAACUGCUGGUUUCUUGCGUCUAUUGGUGCUCUGACCUUCCAAGAUCACAUCUUCAGGCAGGUUGUUCCUGCUAAACAAGGGUUUGAUGAGAACUACUGCGGCCUGUUUCAUUUCAUGUUCUGGAGAUUUGGAAAGUGGGUGGAUGUUGUGAUUGAUGAUAAGCUGCCAACAAUCAACGGCAGACUAGUCUUCGUUCAGUCCAAGAACCAAACUGAGUUCUGGCCCGCCCUGCUGGAGAAAGCCUACGCCAAGGUAUGUGGCUCCUACACCGACAUGAAUGUUGGAACUCCUGCAGAGGCUAUGGUGGACUUCACUGGAGGUGUCCACAUAUGUAUCCAGCUGUCGGAUCCUCCUCCAGACCUGUGGGAGUUGAUGUCCAGAGCUGCUAACUUUGGUGCUCUGCUGGGCUGUAGCACACCACAAGAGGAGACGUCCUCUUCGACCUCAUCACCCAACGGGCUGGUUCAUGGCCACGCCUACACUGUGACGGGUGUCAUACAGUUGAUGAGCAGAAGGAAACCAGUAAAGAUGGUACGUUUGUGGAAUCCCUGGGGAAAAGGGGAGUGGAACGGAGACUGGAGUGAUCGGUCCUCUCUGUGGCAAACUGUGAGCUCCCAAGAUUGGGAAAAGUGCCUUUCAGUGGCUGAAGAUGGAGAGUUUUGGAUGACACUGGUGGACUUCUGUAAGUUCUACACAGAUCUUGACAUCUGCGGUCUAAAUCCAAACUUUCUUGAUGAGGACUCUUGCCACUGGAGGACCUCUAUGGUUGAGGGCCGGUGGGUUGCAGGAACUACAGCUGGAGGCUGCAUGAAUUAUAAAGACACCUUCUGGACCAAUCCACAGUUUCGAGUCAAGGUGUGUGGUGAAAGCUCAAAGAGAAAGGCUGAGAAAAACAUGCUGGUGUCUCUCAUGCAAAAACCUGACAAAAGGAACCGACACCUGGUUCAAAACCUCUACAUUGGGUUCUCCAUAUUUGAGAUGAAAGAACAGUAUCUGUCACACAGGGGGAAAUUUACAGCCUCAUUCUUCAGCUCACAAACACCUGUUGCCCAAACUAAAACCUUCAUGAAUGCUCGUGAAGUGAUGGAGUUCCUCACACUGAAGCCUGGAGAAUACAUGAUCAUUCCGUCCACCUUCCAUCCCAAUGAGACGGCUUCGUUCAUCUUGACCAUCCUCUGCAAGACAGAAACCCACUGCUAUGAUAAUUCUUGUGCUAUUUCUCCAGAACCAGUUCAAAAGCCAAUGAAGGUGAAGAACAGACAGGAGGAUGAAAAUAAAGCAACAUUCUUCUGUCAAUAUUCAGACAAGUAUGAAGAAGUUGAUGCUGAGCAGCUCCAGAGGAUUUUAAAUAAGAGCCUCUUAAAAGGUUUGGACUGUAAAAUCCUUCAGUGUGCAUCAACAUGUCACUUUAACAUGGUUAUAUGCUGCUCUUUGUUUUAUUCUUUAGAAGACCUCAAAUCUGGAGGGUUCAGCAUCGACGCCUGUAGGAGCAUGGUUGCUCUCAUGGAUACAUCUAUCACUGGAAAACUGAACAGUGAGGAGUUUAUCCGACUCUGGAACAAAGUUGUCAUUUACAAGGACAUUUUCUUUCAGACUGAUGUUUCUCGGACUGGAACUCUUUCACUGACUGAGCUGAGGAAUGCAUUCGUAGCUUCAGGGAUGAGAGUCUCUGAUGACAUGCUCAACCUGAUGGCUCUGCGCUACGGCGCCUCCUCUGGUCACAUGACUCUGGAGAGCUUCAUCAGCCUCAUCCUCCGCCUUGAAUGCAUGUUUAAAAUCUUCAGGCGGUUGUCUGAUGGUAAAACGAUGACUCUACAGGAAUCAGAGUGGAUCUAUGUUUCCAUGUACACAUGACCCUGUAGGAUAAACGGACCCACAGUUCUUCUGGAAUACAGGAAGAUGGUUGAUCGACAAAAGCUUCCUAAAUGCUUUCACUUUUACCUGAAACUGAGCCAUUAUAAUGUGCUUUAUCAAUUAUUUUUAUGUCUAUUUUCUGUGAAAAUCAUUUCAACCAAAACAUGAAGCCAAACCAAACUUAAUAAAUUUAUGUCAAACAUG